This is a messenger RNA of Botrytis porri, 1986 nucleotides long. RefSeq lists its product as uncharacterized. Gene Ontology annotation, molecular function: DNA-binding transcription factor activity, RNA polymerase II-specific; DNA binding; zinc ion binding. The record is from RefSeq and is a predicted model, not a curated record. The coding region runs from base 1 to 1986 and encodes 661 amino acids. Gene Ontology annotation, biological process: regulation of DNA-templated transcription; DNA-templated transcription. NCBI's taxonomy places the organism in Eukaryota, Fungi, Ascomycota, Leotiomycetes, Helotiales, Sclerotiniaceae. The transcript has 8 exons. Gene Ontology annotation, cellular component: nucleus.
AUGACUGAUAGCAGGUCAUCCAGUUCUACUGGGGCAUUGGACACUAAAACUGCUCCAUAUCGUGUAUGUGACAUCUGUCAAAGAAGGCGAAGAAAAUGCAAUUUGGACAGGCCAUCAUGUUCGUUUUGCAUAAGGAAUGGUAUGCAGUGUACAUACAGUAGCCGAAAACAGAAGCCUGGCCCUCGCAAAGGUCGCGUCUCAACAACGACCGCUACUCUUAUCUCGAAGCUUCAAAACCUCGAGUCUGUCCUGAAAUCCCAGCAAGAGCAAUUGGACAAGCGAACUCCAGCCCCGGGCACAAUUGAGAAGAACUAUGAGAACAACAACAACAUAUGCAGUUUCCGCGCCGGACUUUUGGACAAUGAAUCAUAUAUCCCUGCCCUAGAGAGCACACUAGACCAGUGGCACAAUAGUACAACGCUCUUGGGUGGUAUCACCAAUAACGACGUAACUUGUGGCCCAGGCGCUCUUCCAUUGGAGAUAUACACGAAAAGAGACCAUCUACAUCAGACAGGGUUGCAACUUCAUCUUCUCUCACUCUAUUUCGAUCAUUUACAGCCGAUAGUACCGCUAUUUCGAGCCCGCCCCUUUUACGAAGAUUACCAUAAUGGCAAAAUAACCAAGGAACUCCUUGCUCCUAUGUUAGCAUUAGCGGCGCCGUUUUCCUCUGAUCCAAGAAUAUCUGUACUGUCGCGUCUAGACUUCUGGCAGGACAUGGUGCUUGACCAUGGGUCCAGCGGUAGUCCCCGAACAGCAGCAUUGGAUGAAGUUCGAGUAGCUGUUCUGCGAACCCUGUAUGGUUAUGCGCAUUUCCAAGGUCGGCAAGCGUGGCAACAAAUAGGAAAUCUUACUCGGCUGGCUUGCGCUUAUGGUUUGCAUAAAGUCGAUAGCCCAAGUAAUAAAACGUUGAUGUCUGAGGAAGACCGAGAAGAGAGACGCUAUAUCUGGUGGUCUGUUUCGAAGCUCGAUACCCAUUCCAAUUGUAUUGCAUCAACUCCAUUUUCGAUCGAUCCUGAAAACGUGUAUACGUUCUUAGUCUCUACACCAGUGGAAGAAUUCACCGCUGGAAGUACUUGGCCAUCGAUUCGAGCAAUUUUGAACACAGGGUCCGGUCGAGCGGAACAGUUGGUGCAAGCCAUUCGGUUAAAUGGCACAAAUGGCGGGCAAAAUAUUUACGUUAUCCAUAAUCAAGACCUUCUCUUCGCAUUCAGAAAUUUGUGCUCACAUAUACGACUUGGCAUGUCAACCUCGUACCUCCAUCCAUCUCGUAAUCUAGUGCUCAACGAGGCUCCAUUCGCACAUUGCAAGAGGCUUGAAUUACUACUACACUUCCAUAUUGUCCAGAUUACUGCCCAUAUUCCCACCCUAGACCAUGAAUCCCAUCCCUUCGACGACCAACUAUCCCAGAAGGCCGCAAUGAAAGACUGGCAGAUCUGCAUCGCACAAUGCGAAGACAUAGUUGGCGUCUUCCAGCACUGGGAACCCUCCUACUAUUCGCGCACUGAGCCGACCGUGUGCUCCAUCGUCUGGGCUACGUGUUAUCUCCUAGCUCUCCAAAUAAUGCACGUUGCUACCAGCGCCGAAAAAAAGGUCCACCUAGAGAAUAAUCUGGGCUUGCUCUCAGCAUCUCUCGAGCAUUUUUCGAAGUACUGGCCCAUCGCACGUGCUCAGCUCCGUGAGUCUAGCCACCCCCACUCCCACCCCGAAGGACCAACCAAAUGGGCAUUUAUGUAUGAUGCAGCAGCCACCGUGAACUUCCGCUUCUGGUUUAUGCUACAGAUCAGUUUCUCCGAUCUCCUCGUUCUGGUUGCGCGAUUUCAGGUGCCGGUGGACCCAGAUAGUGAAAAUCCGACUGAGUUCAACCUGGACUCGAUAUUGGUGCAGGACCUGAGGUCUUAUGGCGUGAUAGAUGAAAACUCACUGGCGAUGGCGCCGAAUACUAGUCAAAUAAUGGAUAGUGCGGCUGCUGUGUACAACAUGGUGUAA